Molecule: messenger RNA, 1158 nt
Organism: Saxophila tyrrhenica
Lineage: Eukaryota; Fungi; Ascomycota; Dothideomycetes; Mycosphaerellales; Extremaceae
Exons: 3
Coding region: 1-1158 (385 amino acids)
Biological process (GO): branched-chain amino acid metabolic process
Molecular function (GO): branched-chain-amino-acid:2-oxoglutarate transaminase activity
Source: RefSeq, a predicted model, not a curated record
AUGGCCUCCUCCUUCCCGCCUCCGCCUGUAAACACGAUUGACUGGGACGACAUCGGCUUCCGCGUGCGCGAAGUCAACGGGCACAUCGAAUCGCACUUCUCCAAGAAGACCGGCCAAUGGAGCACGCCCACCUUCGUCGAGUCGCCCUUCCUGCGCAUCCACGGCAUGGCCCCGGGCCUCAACUACGGCCAGCAAUGCUACGAGGGGCUGAAAGCCUUCCGCGCCCCCGACGACCAGACCAUCAACCUCUUCCGUCCCCAGCAGAACGCCGAGCGCAUGCAGCAUAGCGCGUCCUACAUUUCGAUCCCCGAGGUGCCGGUGGAGUUGUUCAGACGGUGUGUGCAUUUGGCUGUGAGUCUGAAUGCGGAGUUCGUGCCGCCUCAUCGGACGGGCGCGGCGAUGUAUGUGCGGCCGUUGCUGUUUGGGAGCUCGGCGCAGUUGGGGCUGAGUCCGCCGGAGGAGUAUACGUUCUUGGUAUAUGUGUUGCCGACGGGAGUGUAUCACGGGACGCAUCCCGUGGCGGCGUUGGUGCUGGAGGAGUUUGAUCGGGCGGCGCCGAAUGGGGUGGGCUCGGCGAAGGUGGGUGGGAAUUAUGCGCCGGUGUUGAGGUGGAGUGAUCGGGCGCGGGAGGAAGGGUAUGGGAUUACGUUGCAUUUGGACAGUAGAACGCGGACGGAGAUUGACGAGUUCUCGACGAGUGGGUUUAUUGGGAUCAAGGGGGACGCGAGUGGGGAGUCGAAAGACGUUACGAUUGUGGUGCCGGAUAGCGCGAACGUGAUCAAGUCGGUGACGAGCGACAGCGUGUGCGAUAUUGCGAGGAAUACGUUCGGCUGGAAGGUCGAGAAGCGAUCGAUAAAAUACGAGGAACUCCCCACCUUCACCGAAGUCGCCGCCGCCGGCACAGCAGCCGCCCUCGUCCCCAUCAAAUCCAUCACCAUGCGCAGCAGAAACGACACCUUCAAGUACCAAGGCGGGGGCGAUGAGCCCGGUCCCGCUUUAGUAAAGCUCCUGACGCAAUUGAAAGGCAUUCAGUCGGGCAAGGUGCAGGAUACGUUUGGUUGGUGCGAGCCCGUGCGGCAGUAUAAGCAGGGCGAGUAUGGGGUGGAGGAGCAGGCGGAUGGGAAGGCGAAUGGGCAUGUGGUUGGGCAGUUGCCUUGA